UGAAAAGCAGCUCGCUCAUUUGGGUGGUGGCUGCUGCUGCUACAGCUGGAAAUCUUUUGCCUUCACCUUUAUAAAAGGGCAAAGCUACACAGAGAAUACACCAGAGUUACAGGGAAGUAGCCUUCCAUAGCGAACAGGUGCUGGCAAUGGCUUCAGUCAGAAACAUUCCAUAUGGGUUCAAUGCAAAUUAUGAGACUGUCAUAAAAAUCAUUGGGAGCAAAUAUGUCCGGUGCCUUGUAGAAAAGACUGAUGGCAAAGCAAAGGAGGGUGUAAAAACUGAGACACAAUCCAUUCUCAGGACACUAGCUCCACACAACGCAAGACAGUCACAUGGAAACCCUCCAGGCCUCAAUAGGCCUCCUUGUCAACAGAUCCAUUAUGGUCUCAGGGAUGAACAACAGAACAAAGGUGAAAAGGAAGAACAAAAGUCUAAACAAGGAGAGACAAGUGAUAGCAGAUCUGUGGACAACAAAGAGGAGAACCAAUGGGGUUUAAAACCACUGAAUACACAUUGUGUCACUGCUCCCUCUGGUGACAAGUCUUUGUCCUACAUUCAUACUCUCCAAAAACCAUCUAUGGAAACUCAGAUCUUAAAGCAACUUGAAAGACAAGAGGAUAUCACUCAAAAACCAAUGGAUGAAGAGAAUGAUUCUCUUCUGGGUAUCCUCAGAAAAGAACUUGAGAAGUGCCCUUUGAACCUGACUACAUUAGAAAAACUUCAGGAAGAAUGUAAGGUUUUGGAUCCCAGAGUUUCAAGACUUCUGUCUCAGGCACAGCUGAGCCAUCUGCUUUUAAAGUAUGAAGUCCCUCUGCAAUUACCCACUGUCAAACUCCUUUUCAAGAGAUUUUCAAAAGCAAAUGACCAAGAACUGGUAAAUUAUGAAAAAUUGCUCCAGUUUUUAAUGCCAGUGGCAGCAAGCAAGACACAGCAAACACAAGCCCUUCCAAGGAAGAGUCAAAAUAUGGAGAAUCAUUGCAAAAGCUCUUGGACUCCGGAAGAUGCCUUCCAGGCCUUGAAGCAGACCCUGAAGGAACAUAAAGGAGAGCUGAGCCUACAGGAUAAGACUUGCUCUGGUCUUCUUUCACCCUCUGAGACAGAGGUCAUUUGCAAAAAGCACGGACUAAUUCUGCCCACUGGGAUCUUGGAAGCUUUGGUUAGCACCUGUGAGUUUGGCAAAAGAGGCAAAAUAGAAUGGAAAACGUUUGUGGAGUUUCUGAAGAAAGUCCAGGCUGGGAUCAACCCUGCUCUGCUUGUCUGCAGAAGAGGAAACAAGGAGAAAAGUGAAGAUGACUCUCAGGACAAAGAGUGGUCCAACCGUUGUGCUGGCAAGACUUGGGAGCAAAUGAAGGAGGUCACAUACGACUCCAUUGAUGCUGAGGAACAAGAUGCCUGGAUAGACCGGUUCAGAAAACUGGAGAGGGCUCUUUAUUUGUGCGAUGUGAAAAACACAGGCAAGUUGGAAAAAGAAAAAGCCAAGCGUCUAAUCCAUAACUACAAUCAAAUUUAUGAUCUGUGCCUUAGUCCAUUGAAAAUUGAUAAAGGUUUUCGACCUUUCCGUCCUGGACAAGACAUACCUCUGGAACCUUUGCUGGAUUACUUAAAGGAGCUGUAACUGUUGCUAGUAAUACAGAGUUCAUGAGUGUACAUGCCUAAUAAUGUUCAUUCACCCACUGGUGUUCUUACUGAGUCAGUAUCUGAAAAGUUUAUACUUCUAAUUAAUUCUUCAUUUCCAAAUGAGCUGAAAGUACAUACUCCCACCUGUGCUCUUUUAAUAAAGCUUUCUGUCUGAAAUAUUA
This is a messenger RNA of Podarcis muralis (Common wall lizard), 1797 nucleotides long. Lineage: Eukaryota; Metazoa; Chordata; Lepidosauria; Squamata; Lacertidae. The record is from RefSeq and is a predicted model, not a curated record.